GUUUGGAUGAUCCGGUGUUCUGUAUGAGCGUUCAGAGUGGACUUUUCUCCUCCUUCUCCGACUCUUGGAUGUUUGUCAAAUGUCCGGGUUUCAGGCUCUUUCAGUUUUUCCUGAUGAGGUCCAUCAGCUGUCAGUGAAUAAAGAAGCAGCAUGCCCUGAGCAGCAGGAGAGGAGUGAGCAUCUGAAAAUUAAAGAUGAACCUGAGGAACUGUGGAGCAAUCAAGAGAGACAUCAGCUUCAAGAGCAAGAGGAGGAUGAUAUCAAGUUCCCUUUUGUUCCUGUCCCUGUGAAGAAGGAAGAUGAUGAAGAGGAGCCUCAGUCUUCACAGCAUUUUCAAAAACAAACCCAAGAGUCAGCCAGGAACUUCGAUCCAGAGAGAGAUUUACAACAAUAUUCUGAGGUCAAGAAUGAAGACUCCUCUGAUCCAGAGACUGAUGACAGCGCUGAUUGGAGGGAAAUGACAGAAGACCAGUCAGAUUCAACGUCAGUCAGGGACAGCACACAAACGAGAGCAACAAUUCCAAAGAAACUGUAUAUCUACUCAGAGUGUGUAAAAAGAUUUAAGGGUGCAACAGGUGUGAUUAGACGCAUGGUUGUUCAUACUAAAGAAAAACCCUUCAGCUGCACUGAGUGUGGUAAGAGAUUUCCCUAUAGAGGCAGUAUGAUAAGACACAUGAGAACUCACGAAGGAGUAAAACUUUUUGUCUGCUCUGUGUGUGAAAAGAGUUUUUCACAAAAAGGACAUUUAAAUCUUCACAUGAGAAUUCACACAGGUGAAAAACCUUUUGUCUGUUCUGUGUGUGGUCAGGGAUUUACCCAAAAAGGAAAUUUAACUGUUCACAUGAGAAUUCACACAGGAGAGAAACCAUUUGUCUGCUCUCAGUGUGGUCAAAGAUUUUACCGAAAAGGACAUUUAACUGAUCACAUGAGAAUUCACACAGGUGAGAAACCAUUUGUCUGCUUUGUGUGUGAUCAAAGAUUUUACCGAAAAGGACAUUUAACUGGUCACAUGAGAAUUCACACAGGUGAGAAACCAUUUGUCUGCUUUGUGUGUGGUCGGAGAUUUACCCAAAGAGGAGAUUUAACUGAUCACAUGAGAAUUCACACAGGAGAGAAACCAUUUGUCUGCUCUCAGUGUGAUCAAAGAUUUUACCGAAAAGGACAUUUAACUGGUCACAUGAGAAUUCACACAGGGGAGAAACCAUUUGUCUGCUCUCAGUGUGGUCAAAGAUUUUACCGAAAAGUACAUUUAACUGGUCACAUGAGAAUCCACACAGGUGAGAAACCGUUUGUCUGCUCUGACUGUGGACAGAGAUUUUCUCAAAAAGGAAGUUUAAAGAGUCACAUGGAAAUCCACGCAGGUGACAAACCAUUUGUCUGCACUGAGUGUGGCAAAACAUUUUCCCAUAAAGCAACUUUGACCAGACAUAUGCGAAUUCAUACUAGAGAAAAACCCUUCAGUGGCUGUCAGUAUGGUGAGAGAGUUACUGCAAAAUGA
Messenger RNA from Cheilinus undulatus (humphead wrasse), 1498 nucleotides. RefSeq names its product gastrula zinc finger protein XlCGF57.1-like. Bases 80 to 1498 code for a protein of 472 amino acids. The transcript is spliced from 3 exons. Gene Ontology annotation, biological process: regulation of transcription by RNA polymerase II. Gene Ontology annotation, molecular function: DNA-binding transcription factor activity, RNA polymerase II-specific; RNA polymerase II cis-regulatory region sequence-specific DNA binding. Lineage: Eukaryota; Metazoa; Chordata; Actinopteri; Labriformes; Labridae. The record is from RefSeq and is a predicted model, not a curated record.